Molecule: messenger RNA, 1488 nt
Organism: Mercurialis annua (annual mercury)
Lineage: Eukaryota; Viridiplantae; Streptophyta; Magnoliopsida; Malpighiales; Euphorbiaceae
Exons: 3
Coding region: 247-1326 (359 amino acids)
Molecular function (GO): protein binding
Source: RefSeq, a predicted model, not a curated record
UAUUUUUCGCAUUUUAUAUCCUUUUAGUUUUAUCAAUAUAGCCGCAGAAAUUCAAAAUUAUUACAAAAAUAAUCAAAAAUAGUCGUUGCCAACCCAAUUUUUGUUCCAUCUUCUUCCUUGUUCUUCUGGUUCUUUAAGUUAUCUAAGGAAAAAAAAUUAUUUUUAUUUUUUUAUUUUGUCAAUAUCAGAAUUAUAUGCGUACACGGCUUGAAAAAGCGGGUGAAUUGGUGGGAAACAGGUGAUAAUAUGUCCAAUGAAGCUGCCGCUGCAUGUGGUGGUACCGCGGUUGUCGGAGGCGGUGGUGGAGAGGAGGUCGGAAAUUCAUCGGGUGGUUCGUCGCCAAAGAAUAGAAUGAAAUUUUUGUGUAGUUAUGGCGGGAAAAUUAUGCCCAGAAUGGCCGAUGGUCACCUUAAAUAUGUUGGCGGAGAGACACGUGUCAUCGGCGUUCCUAGAGAUAUUAAUUUCUCAGAGUUAAUGAAGAAGCUUAAAUCUGAAUUCGAAGGGGAUAUGAUCCUCAAGUACCAGGUAAUACCCGAAGAGCUUGAUGUUUUAGUAUCUGUAAGAACCGAUGAGGAUCUGAAGCACAUGAUGGAUGAAUAUGAUCGUAAUUACGAAAGCGGAGGAACUGCAAAGCUUCGAGCUUUUCUAUUCCCUUCCGUUCCUGUUGUACUCGACAACCAAAUCGAUCCUCAUGCAGAACAGCGUUACAUCGAUGCAAUCAACAAUACAGUUCGUUCAGUUUCCAGUUUUCGACAACCUCCUCCGAUCAUAGCCAAUCGCCCUUCCUUUAGCCUUUCGGCUUCGUCUUCUCCGAGAGCUAAUUCCCCUGAUGCCAACACUAUGGAUACUGCUCUGCCUCAUGAACCCACAUUCUAUCACCAUAGCAGAUUUCCUAUGCAUAAAGUGCAUAGCUCUCCGAGUCUCUACAGCCUUAACGCACCACACCAUCAAACUAGUAAUCAUAGCAAUCACCAUUACCACCCGCCGCAUCACCCUCAUCAUCAACACCACCAACACCACCACCAACAUAGCUACCAAUCUUCAUCUAGGCCGCAUCAUGAAAAUCAUAGACUAUCCCCGUCUUUGUCGAUGGGACGGCCCGAGUUUGGGAGGGCAGGUUUUGGUCCUUCAAAUCAAUACCACUCUAAUGUGCAUAGCGGUGCAGGAAGCUCGAAUAUACAUAGUAAUUGGAGCUCGGGUGGACAUAAUAAUAACUUUGGAGGUGGAUUCAUUAAUAAACACGAGCAGUCUAGUAAUUACGGGUGUAGAACGAUUGAGAGAUUGGAUAGUCUUCCUUCAAGUCCUAAGAGUAAGCUUCUCGAGUAGAUCUUGAGAUAUAAUAGAUUGGAAUGCGGUGUACGAUUAUAUAGUAAGUAGAUGAAUUAAAGAGCUUAAAGAUGGUUUAUAUGUAGUAUUUUGCCUUCUUUUUUUAUAUAUAUUCUUUGUUUGUUCUUCCUAAAGAAUAAAAUAAAGUUUUGUGUAUAGUUA